CUCGGAAGUUGAAACAAUACAAACACAAUCUUCCUCUCUCUCUCUCUCUCUCUCUGGUCUUUUUUUUGCUUACAGUUGAAGAAAAUUUAAACAAAGGCUUGUCUUGAUCUUUGAACCAAGCAUCUUACUUAAUCUGAUAGUUUCUGAUUUUGAGUCUGGUCUAAAUUCUCUCAUCCGUUCACUACAAAGUUUAUAGAUCGAUCGAUUGAUUAUGGAUUGUUAUGCUGGAAGGAACUUUGAAGAGCUCGUUGUGCCUAAUUAUCAAGAAUCAUCAUCAGAGACAUACCCAUCUACUGGUAUGUGGGGUGGAUGGAGCAUGAGCUCUCCUGAAGCUGCUGAGAAAUGUUUCGAUUACGAUGGUUUUAAUGGACAAGGUUUGCUGUAUAGUCAGAUGGGUAUGAGGACGAGUGAAGAAGAAGAAGAGUCUAAGAGAUCAAAGGCUUUCUACGGUGCUUCCUCACUCGAUGAUUUCGAAGGAAUCGAACACAUGGAUGAUAUUUUCUUAAGUUCAAUUUUGGAGGAUGUUCCAGGGGAUGAUGGAGAUGUACAUCGUGCUUCCAGCAGCAAUAACAGUGUCGGUUCUUCUUCUAUGUAUGGUGGUAGGGAAGUCCCUAUGUUCCAUUGUCAUGACAUGUCUUUCAAGGAGGAAGCUCCAUUUUCAAUCUCGGAUCUGUCUGAAGAGAACAUGUUAGAAUCAAACUAUGGGGAUGAACUGUCUUCAGAAGAACUCGUCUUGCAGGAUCUACAAAGGGCUUCACAAAAGUUAACCGAUGAGACACGUAAAUGUUUCCGGGAUACCUUUUACCGACUUGCACGGUGCUCACAAGAUAAAUCAGAUUCAGUCAGCACUAACUCAGACAAGCUGCUUAUGCAGACGUCCAGAUAUGAUUAUGGUGAUGGAAACAGGUUGAGUAGAGAGGAAGAAAUAGAAUCUGAAACGAAUUCAAUCGAUAGAGCCAUUGCAAACCUCACAUUCAACAAAAUGGAAUCCAACAUAAGCAAUUUUCCUCUACCGGAAAGAGUACAGUAGCUGCCACUGAUCACGAUCAACCAUUGGCGCCUCAUCAUCCUCCAAUGAAGUCUUCUGUUACCAUAUGUGUAUAAAAAUAUGUGUAUAUAUAGAUGACUUAACGUUGUAAGCUUCAGUUUUGAUCUGUCAAAAGAAUCUGGUCCUUUUUAAUUCCUGCACUA
Messenger RNA from Capsella rubella, 1191 nucleotides. RefSeq names its product protein LNK3. Gene Ontology annotation, biological process: circadian rhythm; regulation of DNA-templated transcription. The transcript has 6 exons. The record is from RefSeq and is a predicted model, not a curated record. NCBI's taxonomy places the organism in Eukaryota, Viridiplantae, Streptophyta, Magnoliopsida, Brassicales, Brassicaceae. Bases 212 to 1030 code for a protein of 272 amino acids.